UUUUUUUUUUAUUAUUAUUUAUUUAUGGAAACAUUACCGUUUGAAGUUGCAAUCAAAGUAGUGAGCUUUUUGUCUAUUAAAGACCUAAAGAAAAUUGCUGUUAUCAACCGGUAUUGGAAUAUUCUCGCCAAUGUUAGACUGUAUAAACAUUUGAUCAUAAAGACAGAAAAACAAUUGAAUCUGUUUAUUCAAUGGGCUUCGCAAAGAACACAGUCUUAUGUUCAAUGCUUGGAUCUUACACAUGUCCAUGGAUACGUCACAGAUCGCACAUUGGAUACUUUGAUGUAUGCAACCAAUAUUCGGCAACUCAACUUGGCUAAAUGCACUCGAUUGUCACCAGAGUCUAUCUUGCCAUUGAUAAAAAACAAUGUUUCUUGGUUACAUACACUCAUUUUAACAGACUGUACACUAUCAAACGAAGUGAUUCAGUGGAUUGGUGAAGCAAGUCGCCAGCAAUUGAAAUGUUUAAACUUGAGCAAUACAAUGAUCAAGCCUUGUUUGGCUUUUGAUACUUCAAAUCAUUUAGAUAACAUGUUUCACAGCACAAAUGUAUGGGUUGCCCAAUUACGUUAUUUGGAUCUUUCUUAUUGUGCUUGGGUCAAUGAAAAGACUGUCGAGAAUAUCGCUCAUGGCUUGCCUUACUUGGAACAUAUUAUACUGCAAUGGUGCAAUCAGAUAAAAGUAAAUUCGGUGCACAAUUUGGUACAGCAACUCACUUUUCUGAAUACGAUUGAUAUUCGCCAUAUCGAUACAGUCAGUACAGAAGAACAAGCUUCUCAUGUCAUGGAAUACGCUGCUUCUCUGAAAAAGAUUUUGUUUACUUACAAGACUAAUUCAACCGAGAUUGUAUCAUUAAAAUAAAAGUGUUCCACUACUAAGAAUUUAAUUUGGGUGAUUUUUGAGCGGGCCAUCAAUCAUCCUGACAUACAGUGGAAUAAUG
Molecule: messenger RNA, 940 nt
Organism: Gilbertella persicaria
Lineage: Eukaryota; Fungi; Mucoromycota; Mucoromycetes; Mucorales; Choanephoraceae
Exons: 1
Coding region: 25-861 (278 amino acids)
Biological process (GO): SCF-dependent proteasomal ubiquitin-dependent protein catabolic process
Cellular component (GO): SCF ubiquitin ligase complex
Molecular function (GO): protein binding
Source: RefSeq, a predicted model, not a curated record